Cottoperca gobio is the source of this 1754-nucleotide messenger RNA. Its product is annotated as high-affinity choline transporter 1-like. NCBI's taxonomy places the organism in Eukaryota, Metazoa, Chordata, Actinopteri, Perciformes, Bovichtidae. The coding region runs from base 1 to 1683 and encodes 560 amino acids. The transcript is spliced from 8 exons. Gene Ontology annotation, molecular function: choline:sodium symporter activity. Gene Ontology annotation, biological process: transmembrane transport; choline transport; acetylcholine biosynthetic process. The record is from RefSeq and is a predicted model, not a curated record. Gene Ontology annotation, cellular component: plasma membrane.
AUGGCUGUUAACAUCCCAGGAGUGAUAGCGAUGUCGUUUUUCUACCUGCUGGUCCUUGGGACCGGCAUCUGGGCUUCUUUCAAGUCCAAAAGGGAACAGAAGAAAAGUUCGGCCUCUGGAAUAGAGAUGGCUCUGCUGGGAAACCGGAGCAUUAACGUGGUGGUGGGGAUCUUCACAAUGACAGCUACAUGGAUCGGAGGAGGCGUUAUUGUUGGCACAGCUGAGAUGGUGUACACGCCCUCAAUGGGACUAACCUGGACUCUCUUGUUAUUAAUGGCUUACAGCUCAUCUUUUAUUGUUGCUGGCACGGUGUUUGCAAAGCCAAUGAGAGACAGAAAGUGUAUGACGAUGCUGGACCCUUUCCAUGCCAAGUAUGGAAAAGUGUUAACAGCUGGACUGUCCCUGGCUUCACUUUGUGUUGACGUGGUGACUGUGCCCACUACACUAAUUGGUUUAGGAGGGGUUAUGAGCGUGGUCCUGAAUGUGUCCUUCAGUGUGUGCAUCUGGAUCUCUGCUGCCGUCGCCAUCACCUACACACUGCUGGGAGGUCUGUACUCUGUGGCCUACACAGAUGUUAUACAGCUUGUGCUCAUAUUCUUCAGCUUGUGGCUCUGUGUUCCCUUUGCUUUGAUGAACCCUUACUCCUUGGACAUCAGCCAGACACUGAUGAACAACACCUUACAUGCUCCCUGGAUUGGUACACCGGGAGUAAAACAGACCUGGAUAAUGAUUGAUGAUUUUUUAUUCUUUGCCCUGGGAAAUAUGGGAUUUCAGUGCGUCCAUCAGAGGACUUUGUCGGCAUCUUCUACAUCCACAGCCAAGAGAACUUGUUUUGUUUCUGCAAUGAUCUUACCUGUAUUUGGAAUACCAUCAAUUCUGCUUGGGGCAGUUGCUGCCUCCACAGACUGGAACAUGACUUCCUAUGGCUCUCCAUCUCCAUAUGAACGUGGGGAAUCAGUUCUAGUUCUGCCCAUCACCCUGCAGCACCUCACUCCGCCAUUCAUCUCCAUCAUCGGUACUGCAUGUGUGGCCGCUGCCGUCAUGUCGUCAGCUGACUCUGCUUUGCUUUCUGCAGCUUCUGUCUUCACCUCCAACAUAUACAAGAAUAUCCUGAGGCCUCAGUCAUCAGACAGAGAGAUCCAGUGGGUGAUCCGUGCUUCUGUGUUGGUAGUGGGCUUGGUUGGUACAUCGCUGACCAACCUGAAAACCAGCAUCUUAAUGUUCUGGUUCAUUAGUGCUGAAGUGGCCUACAUCAUUAUCUUCCCUCAACUCGUCUGCGUCCUCUUCUUCGACAUCUCCAACGGUUACGGUGCUGUUAUGGGCUUUCUGAUUGGAUUAGUGUUAAGACUGCUCAGUGGAGACCCAUCACUUGGGUUAGCACCGGUCAUUCACUUCCCAGGAUGCACUCUUGAGGACGGUGUUUAUGUCCAGUACUCUCCGGUUAAGACCAUCUCCAUGUUGUCUGCCAUUGCUGCCAUCUUGUUGUUCUCCUACCUGGCUUCUGUGCUCUUCAACAAAGGCCUGCUUCCUGAGAGGUGGGAUGUGUUCAAAGUGAAACAGCAGCUCUCACCAGAACCACUGACAGCAACAUGUGGCGCCGCAGAACACAAUGAGAAGGAGAAGUUGAAUAGAAACAACUCUCAGACCGAAGCAUCAGAGCCAAUGUUUAGCACAGACUGUUAAUGUUCCUGUGUGUACAGUACAAUGUGUUUCCUUAUAGUAAUAUAGUUACUAUGCUGAGGGUUUCUGUUGCA